This is a messenger RNA of Periophthalmus magnuspinnatus, 1321 nucleotides long. RefSeq names its product ras-related protein Rab-1A. The record is from RefSeq and is a predicted model, not a curated record. Bases 220 to 828 code for a protein of 202 amino acids. NCBI's taxonomy places the organism in Eukaryota, Metazoa, Chordata, Actinopteri, Gobiiformes, Gobiidae. Gene Ontology annotation, molecular function: GTP binding; GTPase activity. The transcript has 6 exons.
CGUUGACGCUCGUGUUUGUGGCCGUGUCCCGUUCGUCCAGCGCCCGGUCGGACACAGCUCGUCUUCCGCUCGUCUUCCCCGCGUCUGCCCGAGCCCCGCAGCCUCCUCCAGCGCCUCCUCCAGCGCCUCCUCCAGCGCCUCCUCCAGCGCCUCCUCCAGGCCCGGUCCUCCGUCAGCUCCGUCAGCUCCACAGCCGCCGCACGAAGCCCAAACUCCGCCAUGAACCCCGAAUACGAUUAUUUAUUCAAGCUGCUGCUCAUCGGAGACUCUGGAGUCGGGAAGUCCUGUCUCCUCCUACGGUUUGCAGACGACACGUACACAGAGAGUUAUAUCAGCACGAUCGGAGUCGACUUCAAGAUCCGCACCAUCGAACUGGACGGCAAGACCAUCAAACUGCAGAUCUGGGACACAGCCGGACAGGAGCGCUUCAGGACCAUCACCUCCAGCUACUACAGAGGAGCUCACGGCAUCAUUGUGGUGUAUGACGUCACAGACCAGGAGUCCUUUAACAAUGUGAAACAGUGGCUUCAGGAGAUUGACCGUUAUGCGAGUGAGAACGUCAACAAGCUGCUUGUGGGAAACAAAUGUGAUCUGACCACCAAGAAGGUCGUGGACUACACCACAGCCAAGGAGUUUGCGGAUAACCUUGGAAUCCCGUUCCUGGAGACGAGUGCGAAAAGUGCGACCAACGUGGAGCAGGCGUUCAUGACAAUGGCGGCUGAAAUAAAGAAGCGCAUGGGCCCCGGAGCCACAGCCGGAGCUGCGGAGAAGAGCAACGUAAAAAUCCAGAGCAAACCGGUCCAAACCAGCUCCGGAGGCUGCUGCUAAAGCUCGGACCGCCGCGGGAACAUGGACUCAGAGGCGACAAACCCUCCUCAUGGAAGAGCACGUUUCAGCACAUUUAGGAUUCUGAAUGCGGCUGAAUCUCUCACUUUGAAUUUUUAAUUCUGAAAAAACGGUUUUGAAUUGUUUUUAUUCUGAAUUUCAGUUGAUGAUGAUUAAAAAUUCAAAAUAAAAUAUUCACCUUGUAAAUAUUCAGCACAUAGUUUCACAAAGUUCUGUCGUCCUCAGUCACAUGACCAGGUGCUUUUGUCUCGACUACGUGGAUCUUAAAGAUUCAACAACUGAAAUUCAGAAUAACAACAAUUCAAAUAUGCUUUUUAAGAAUUUAAAAAUUCAAAGUGAGAAAUUCAGCUGCAUUUAAAAUUCAAAAUCAGAUGAAACUAUCUUCCAUUCUCCUCUUUUUAAAUCUUUACUACACUUUGGAUUAGCUGAUUGUUUUUCACAUGUUUUCUCUGAAUAAAGACCAGAACCAUCCAAA